Molecule: messenger RNA, 2273 nt
Organism: Syngnathus acus (greater pipefish)
Lineage: Eukaryota; Metazoa; Chordata; Actinopteri; Syngnathiformes; Syngnathidae
Gene: slc6a13
Product: solute carrier family 6 member 13
Exons: 15
Coding region: 121-1947 (608 amino acids)
Biological process (GO): sodium ion transmembrane transport
Cellular component (GO): membrane
Source: RefSeq, a predicted model, not a curated record
CUAAGUUUAGCGUUACAAGCCCCCGCCUCCUCCCCCCCUCCCCCCACUUUUGUCUUUAAAUUCUAAAUCUUGAGCAUUUACUGGUAAACCACCUGUGGCACGCGUGAAGCAUACACGGGAAUGAUGGCUGACGCCGCCAAGGUGGCCCUCCGGAAUGGCGCCGCCGUCCCCGAACCCACCUCGGAGGUGAAGAUGGAGGAAAGGGGCCAGUGGAGCAACAAGGUGGAAUUCAUCCUGUCCGUCGCCGGAUCCAUCAUCGGUCUGGGGAACAUGUGGCGCUUCCCGUACCUCUGCUAUAAGAACGGAGGAGGUGCCUUCCUCAUCCCGUACCUCAUCUUCCUUUUUGCCUGCGGAGUUCCCGUCUUCUUCCUGGAGACGGCCCUCGGUCAGUUCACCAGUCAGGGAGGAGUGACGUGCUGGAGAAAAAUCAGCCCUUUGUUUGAAGGUCUUGGCUAUGGCACACAAGUGAUAGUGACCCUGCUGAACUUCUACUACAUCAUCGUCCUGGCUUGGGGGAUGUUCUAUCUAUCUUUCUCCUUCUCCUGGGAUCUACCUUGGUCUUCCUGCAACAACUCAUGGAACACAGAAAACUGCGUGGAGUUCCAGAGGAGAAACACCUCCGUCAACCAAACCAUCUCCUUCAAUGCCACAUCUCCGGUCAUGGAGUUUUGGGAGAGACGAGCGCUGAGGAUCUCGCCCGGCAUCGACCACAUGGGCUCGCUCAACUGGGAUCUGGUCCUGUGUCUGUUCAUCGCCUGGGUCAUGUGCUACUUCUGCAUCUGGAAGGGGGUUAAAUCCACAGGAAAAGUGGUCUACUUCACUGCAACCUUCCCCUAUCUGAUGCUGAUCGUGCUUCUGGUGAGGGGACUCACUCUACCUGGUGCAGGGAUUGGGAUUCAGUUUUACCUUUACCCUGAUUUGGGACGUCUGGGAGACCCACAGGUAUGGAUGGAUGCUGGGACCCAAAUCUUUUUUUCCUAUGCGAUCUGCUUAGGCUCUUUGACAGCACUAGGCAGCUAUAACAAAUACAAUAACAACUGCUACAGGGAUUGCCUGGCGUUGUGCUUUCUGAACAGCGGCACCAGUUUUGUGGCCGGAUUUGCCAUCUUUUCCAUUUUGGGCUUCAUGUCUUACGAGCAGAACGUUCCCAUCUCGGAGGUGGCGGAAUCCGGUCCCGGUUUAGCUUUCAUUGCUUACCCACGCGCCGUGACCAUGAUGCCCUUCUCCCCCCUUUGGGCCGCCCUCUUCUUCAUCAUGAUUGUUUUUCUUGGGCUGGACAGUCAGUUUGUAUGCGUGGAAAGCCUCGUGACCGCCAUCGUCGACAUGUACCCCGCCACCUUCCGCCGGAAAAACCGCCGGGAGCUCUUCCUCCUCCUUGUGGUCUUCCUCUCCUUCUUGGUGGGCCUUAUCAUGCUCAUGGAGGGUGGCAUGUACGUCUUCCAGCUUUUUGAUUACUACGCCGCUAGUGGCAUGUGUCUUCUCUUCAUGGGCCUCUUUGAGACCGUCUGCAUUGCAUGGGUCUACGGUGCUGAUCGCUUUUAUGACAACAUUGAAGACAUGAUUGGCUACCGUCCAGGACCUUACAUCAAGUACUGCUGGAUGUUCUUCACCCCAGCCACGUGUAUUAGUACUUUUGCCUUCUCUCUCAUUAAAUACACACCCUUAAAAUACAACAAUGAGUAUGUGUAUCCGUGGUGGGGCUACGUGAUUGGCUGGCUGCUGGCUCUCUCCUCCAUGGUCUGCAUCCCCCUGUGGAUGGCCUAUAAGAUCAUCACCACUCAGGGAACGUUCAGGGAGCGCAUCCGGCUGCUCAUCACACCAUCUGAGGACUUGCCCAAAACCAAGAGAGAGCAAGAGAGGUUGCUGGCCAUUUUUGCCCCUGAGGAAGACACCGGUAGGAAUAAAAAUAACUACCAUCCUGUGUCGGAGCAAGAUUCAAACUUAUGAGCUACGCAGGUGGAUUUUGGUUCAAUUUUAAGAGCUGAAUAGAAUUAAAGACAUAUAAAUCAUUAAUAGCUUGCUUGUGGAUGCAGCCAACUCUUAAUUCCAAUUACUGUGCAUAGCCCCAAAGCCCUGUUUGUAUUAUAAUAUAUCAUCAUAAGUGAUUUGGUAUUUGUAUUUCUAAGUUUUAUUUUGCAAUGUCAACAAGAUUUCUGUGCUCACUGUUGUAGAACUAAUGUCACUGUAGUCUUUUAUUUUAUACUGUAACAAAUUGUCUGUACAAAGAAAAUUUCAAGUCUCUUUUUAAAUAAAAUCCUCGGUGGAUGUAUCUA